Catharus ustulatus (Swainson's thrush) is the source of this 3162-nucleotide messenger RNA. RefSeq names its product CREB regulated transcription coactivator 1 (gene CRTC1). Gene Ontology annotation, molecular function: cAMP response element binding protein binding. Bases 3 to 1964 code for a protein of 653 amino acids. Gene Ontology annotation, biological process: positive regulation of transcription by RNA polymerase II; protein homotetramerization. The transcript is spliced from 15 exons. The record is from RefSeq and is a predicted model, not a curated record. Gene Ontology annotation, cellular component: cytoplasm; nucleus. Lineage: Eukaryota; Metazoa; Chordata; Aves; Passeriformes; Turdidae.
GCAUGCGCCUCGCCCCCCCUCGGCCGCGGGGAGGGGGAUGCGGACGGGGGAAGAUGGCGGCCUCGAACAACCCGCGGAAAUUCAGCGAGAAGAUCGCGCUGCACAACCAGAAGCAGGCGGAGGAGACGGCGGCCUUCGAGGAGGUCAUGAAGGACCUGAGCCUGACCCGCGCGCACCGGCUACAGCUGCAGAAAACUCAAUAUUUGCAACUGGGGCAGAGUCGUGGCCAGUACUACGGGGGGUCACUGCCAAAUGUGAACCAGAUUGGGAACAGUGCCAUGGAUCUCCCCUUCCAGCACAACGGAGCUCUGGCUGAAACCUUUGGAGCAGUUCCUGUCUCUUUGACCCCGUUCCAGUCGUCGGCGCUGGACACCAGCAGGACCACGCGGCACCACGGGCUGGUGGACAGGGUGUACCGGGAGCGCAACCGCCUGGGCUCGCCGCACCGGCGCCCGCUCUCCGUGGACAAGCACGGCCGGCAGGUGGACAGCUGUCCCUACGGCACCGUGUACCUGUCCCCGCCCUCGGACACCAGCUGGAGGAGGACAAAUUCUGAUUCUGCCUUGCACCAGAGCACCAUGACUCCAGCUCAGCAGGAAUCCUUUUCAGGAGGGUCCCAGGACAUGCAGCAGAAAAGAGUUUUAUUGCUGACUGUCCCUGGAAUGGAAGAAACCACCUCAGAUGCAGACAAAGCCCUCUCUAAGCAAGGCUGGGACACUAAAAAGACUGGGUCAUCAAGACCAAAAUCCUGUGAGGUUCCAGGAAUCAACAUUUUCCCCUCGGCAGAGCAGGACAGCAGCGCAGCUCUGGUCCCUGGUGCUCACAACACCGGGGGGUCCCUGCCUGACCUGACCAACAUCCACUUCCCCUCGCCCCUGCCCACGCCCCUGGACCCCGAGGAGUCGCCGUUCCCUGCCCUGAGCAGCUCCAGCAGCACCGGCAACCUGGCGGCCAACCUGACCCAGCUGGGGCUGGGAGCUGCCAGCCAGGCAGGGAUGACGACGACGCCGGCGCCGUCCCAGCACCGCCAGCCCAACGUGAGCCCCCUGUCCUUGGGCGCGGAUUCCCGGCGACCUCAGUCCCAGCAAAUGUCCCCCACGCUGUCCCCGCUGUCCCCCAUCACCCAGGCCGUGGCUAUGGAUGCAUUAUCCCUGGAGCAGCAACUCCCCCCUUACCCCUUUUUCACCCAGCCCAGCUCCCAGCAGCAGCAGCAGCCAGCAGUGGCCAGUUCCUUGCCCCAGACCCCCCCUCUGCUGCAGAGCUCAGGGCUGCAGAGGGGUCCCCAGCUGCCCCCUCUGUCUGUCACGGUACCUUCCAGCAUCCCCCAGUCCCCUCCGGGCAGCCAGAGCCAGUCCUCCAUGGGAAUCGACAUCAACUCGGCCUCACUCCAGCAGUACCGCAGUAAUGCUGGCUCCCCAGCCAACCAGUCUCCCACCUCUCCUGUCUCCAAUCAAGGCUUCUCUCCUGGCAGCUCCCCUCAACAUUCUUCCAUGCUGGGCAGUGUUUUUGGGGACUCCUAUUAUGAGCAGCAGAUGACAGCUAGGCAGGCUAAUGCCCUCUCCCACCAGCUGGAGCAGUUCAACAUGAUCGAGAACGCCAUCAGCUCCAACAGCCUGUACAGCCCCUGCUCCACCCUCAACUACUCGCAGGCUGCCAUGAUGGGACUGACGGGCAGCCACGGCAGCCUGCAGGACUCGGCACAGCAGCUCAACUACUCCAGCCACAGCAACAUCCCCAACAUCAUCCUGACAGUGACAGGAGAAUCCCCCCCCAGCUUAUCAAAAGAACUGACCAGCUCCUUGGCAGGAGUGGGGGACGUCAGCUUCGACACGGAUUCCCAGUUCCCUCUGGAUGAACUCAAAAUUGACCCUUUGACCUUGGAUGGACUUCACAUGCUCAACGACCCCGACAUGGUCCUCACCGACCCCGCCACAGAGGACACGUUCCGCAUGGACCGGCUGUGACCUGCCAGGACCUGCUCCUGGGGACUCCCCGUGCUCCUGGGGGUUCCCUGUGCUCCUGGGGGAUCCCCCCCUGCUCCUGGGGGUGCCCCCCUGUACAAUGAGUACCCACAGCUUGUUGUUCUGAGCUUGCCCCCGCCCGGCGCUGUCACCCCCCGAGCCGCCCGCCAGGAGCUUUGUCCCGGUUUGUCCCGGUUUGUCCCCCGGUUUGUCCCCCGGUUUGUCCCGAUUCUCCACCUCCUUUUCCAGCUCCUUGUCCGUGUCUGUGCACCAUGGGGAGGGCUCUGUGCAGCUGAGGAAGGGCAGGCACCCCAAUCAAUCCCGGAUCUGGGCUGCGGGGGUUGUGUCCCCUCGUGUCCCCUCUGCUCUGCCACCGUCCCCUGCAGCUGGGACUCUGCCCUGGUGUCCUGCUUGUCCCCAGCUGUGUCCCCUCCCUCCUGCCCCAAGCCCCAAAAAUCCACUUUAAACACUAUUUUUUCCAAGCUUUUUAUGUUUUUUUAAUUUUUUUUUAAUAUAUAUAUAUAAUAUAUAUCUAUUUCUAUAUAUGGCUACAUAUAUAGAGAGCAUUUCUGAGCACACAUGAAAGUUCUAUAAUUCAUUACUUGAUUAGACAGAGGAUCAGAACAUCUUAAAGCAGCUAAAAAAAAAUAGAGACUAACCUGCAUAAUCCUAAUUUUUACUUUGUGAGAUUCCUGGGUAACAGGAAGGGCAUUUCCAUAGCAAUGCCAGGCUCGUAGAAUCAUGAUUUUUUAAUUUUUUUAUUCUUAUUCAUUACUUAUUCUGUUACUUAUUUAUGAUUUUUUUUUUUUGUCAUUGUUGUUGUCAUUUUUUUUUUAUUUAAAUAUUUGGAUAUUAGGAAAGUAGCUCAACUACAUACAGCCAAUGGAAGCACUCUACAUAAUAUUUGUACAGUACAUUUUUUUUUUGUGGUUUUAUUCCAGAAAUAUAUUAUAUAUAUUAUAUAUGUAGGUAUUUUUAAACUAACUGGAAUUUUAAACAGAUGUUAAGCAGGAAUAAGGAAGCCUAAGGCAAGUUUAGAUAUUUUCUUUUGGAACAGACAAAAUAGGAUGGUUGGAACUAAAAAAUUCCUUCAUUCACCCAGGGGGAAAAAAAAAAAAAAUCUCUUGCUCCACAAUGACCAGGAUUGAAUCCUCCAAAAUUCUGUGCAAUUAAAUGGAGAAUUGAUUAUUUCUGAUGAUCC